Messenger RNA from Pochonia chlamydosporia 170, 441 nucleotides. RefSeq names its product chromosome transmission fidelity protein 8. The transcript has a single exon. Gene Ontology annotation, biological process: mitotic sister chromatid cohesion. Lineage: Eukaryota; Fungi; Ascomycota; Sordariomycetes; Hypocreales; Clavicipitaceae. Gene Ontology annotation, cellular component: Ctf18 RFC-like complex. The coding region runs from base 1 to 441 and encodes 146 amino acids. The record is from RefSeq and is a predicted model, not a curated record.
AUGUCAGCAAAGCUUCACCCCCCACGAAAACCAUCCUCACCACCACCAAACCCCCUCCCGUCACUCAUCCAAACCCCCUCCGGCCUCGCCCUCCUCGAGCUCCAAGGCACUAUCAACCUCCCCCACUCCAAGGACGGCCAACCCCUCAAGGACGUGGAAAUCGGCAAGAUCGACUUCCCGGACUACGUUCCCGACGCAGAGGGCUCAGCGUGGAUGAAGCGCGUGCACAUGUACGUUGGCCAGCACCAGCGUCUAACAGGCGAAGUGAAGAAGUUGCCCAAGGCCAUCGCGGUGAUUCGACGGCGCGAGAACAAGGUGCUGGAGAAUUCGGCGGGGAUGUAUAUGGAGGAAGGGGAGAAUUUGGAGAUUGUCGAGAUUGUAAAGUACAAGAUUAUGUUUUCGAAUCGGCCGGAGCCGGUGGGGACGGCGAACGCGCCUUGA